This is a messenger RNA of Lycium ferocissimum, 1233 nucleotides long. RefSeq names its product F-box/kelch-repeat protein At3g23880-like. The transcript has a single exon. The record is from RefSeq and is a predicted model, not a curated record. NCBI's taxonomy places the organism in Eukaryota, Viridiplantae, Streptophyta, Magnoliopsida, Solanales, Solanaceae. Gene Ontology annotation, molecular function: protein binding. Bases 1 to 1233 code for a protein of 410 amino acids.
AUGAAUCUUCCUGUUGAUAUCUUAGUGGAAAUUCUCUCAAGGGUUCCUGCUAAGUCUCUCCAUCGUUUCAGGUGCGUUUCCAAGUGGUUUAACUGUUUAAUAUGUGAUCACCAAUUCCAGAACAAACACCUCGGACAUGCCAAAAGUUGUACUAGGGAUUUGGAGUCCAAAAGACUGAUUACUCGUGUUGAUGGUCUCGCGCUAUCUUUCUCGUUAUCUUCUACUUAUAACAACGCAUUCACCUGGAGGCCUAACUAUGUUAGCGAUAACAAAAGGAAAAGUUCCACAUUCAUGCUUGUUAAUUGCCCGUCUGUCAAUGGUUUGUUAUGCGUGAAGUUAGGUACUUUUGAUAAGUUAGCUGUACAUCUUUGGAACCCUACUACCAAUGAGUUAAGACGACUGCCAAAUUCUUCACUUUUUUUAGGUGAGGAAACAUAUGAUCCAUGUGAUGAACCCAUUUACGGAUUAGGUCAUGACUCAGCCAAUGAUGAUUAUGUAGUUGUAAGAAUGAUCAUGAGGUCACCAAAUUCCAUGGUUAUCAAAUUUGAAGUGUACUCUUUGAAAAAUGACUCUUGGAGGCUUAUUCAAUUACAACCAUUCUCUUACGCUAGUUUUCGUCAAGAUGAGUAUUUUAACUGCCAGUCUUUGAAUAGUAGAUUCCAUUGGAUGGUCUUAGAUGACAACAGAGAUGAUAUCUCAUACGUGAUUGUGUCCCUAAAUUUAUCAAACGACGAAUACAAAGAAAUUCCACAACCUAAUUAUCAAAAGUUUUCAAUUGUUGAUGUGGAUUACACUGAUGUUGUUGUUCUAGAUGGCCAACUCUGUGUCUACAUCCAUUACUUUGGACGUUCUUUUGAUUUGUGGACAAUGAAAGAUUAUGGGGUUCAACAAUCUUGGAUGAUGAUGCUAUCUAUCCCUCAACAUGAUAUUUUGGCAUCUCUUAAUUUGGAUACGAGCUGGCUAGGUCAUGUGCAGUUCCUUCCGUUCUACUUGUUCGAAAAUGGUGAUUUUUUGCUCAAGGUACACACAGGAGAGAGAAAAGACAUUAUGGUCUACAAGAAAGACAAGAAAGUAUUAGAGGCUAGUAUUCUUGGUCAUGAAACAAUAGGACGUAGUUAUGUUUACACAGAGACCUUAAUUUCACCCAACCAAUAUCUCACCCCAGCCCCUCUGAGAAUCGUGAAAAAUCUCAAUCGAGUCUCAAGGGAUAGGCUUAUUCAGUAUGUUUCUUAG